Carassius gibelio (silver crucian carp) is the source of this 443-nucleotide messenger RNA. RefSeq names its product histone H2B. NCBI's taxonomy places the organism in Eukaryota, Metazoa, Chordata, Actinopteri, Cypriniformes, Cyprinidae. Gene Ontology annotation, cellular component: nucleosome. The transcript has a single exon. The coding region runs from base 21 to 395 and encodes 124 amino acids. The record is from RefSeq and is a predicted model, not a curated record. Gene Ontology annotation, molecular function: DNA binding; protein heterodimerization activity; structural constituent of chromatin.
UUUUGAUCUCCAGCAGCAUCAUGCCUGAACCAGCGAAGUCCGCGCCGAAGAAAGGCUCCAAGAAGGCCGUCACUAAGACCGCCGCGAAAGGAGGAAAGAAGCGCAGAAAAUCCAGGAAAGAGAGCUACGCCAUCUACGUGUACAAAGUGCUGAAGCAGGUUCAUCCUGACACCGGGAUCUCUUCGAAGGCGAUGGGCAUCAUGAACUCUUUCGUCAACGACAUCUUCGAGCGCAUCGCCGGUGAGUCGUCUCGUCUCGCUCACUACAACAAGCGCUCCACCAUCACUUCCCGAGAGAUCCAGACCGCCGUGCGUCUGCUGCUGCCCGGGGAGCUGGCCAAACACGCCGUGUCCGAGGGCACCAAGGCCGUCACCAAGUACACCAGCUCCAAGUAGAGCUCCGCUGCAGCUCCACACACAAAGGCUCUUUUAAGAGCCACACAA